UCCUGUGUAAAGUUAAUGAGUAACCACAGCACCCCAUUUGUCAAAAAGACCAUCCUCCAUGCCUUCUAUAAAUACCCCAGUCUUUGUCUUCAACAGCAGAAGACACAGAAUGUCUAAAUUAGCCUACAGGACCUUUGCUUGUUUUCUCAGCUUGUUGGGUCUGGGAAUGACCUUUGCUGUUCAUGCUAGUGGUAAGAAAAUCUUUAAUUCGUUUGUACGGGAACAAGUCAUAUGACAAAUGUUUGUUCUGCCACUUGAUACCCAGAUGCAAAGUGUGGAUCUACUAAGGCAAGAGGCAUCCUUAACCGUUCUUUGAGGGUAAUCGGAGGAUCAGAGGCCAGACGAGGUUCCCAUCCGUGGUUGGCACGUAACAAUUCAACUUUACUGCAGUUUUGCAUUCCAAAAGGCAUUGUGUGGAUAUACAGAUGUAGGAAAAUGUAUUCUUCAAAAUGUAUUCAGGUGUCCCUUAGAAUCAGAGGAUCGCAUUUCUGUGCUGCUGUGAUCUUGACAGACCACUGGCUUUUGACUGCUGCUCAUUGCUUCGCAAGUGUUUCCUCGGACCUCCUGCACAAGAUUGAGGCUGUAGCAGGUGAUUUCGACCAAAGAAAAGUUGACAGAGGGGAGCAGAACUUCCACGUAAAGACCGUGAAGUUCCAUGAAAAAUAUCAGCGCUCCUCUCCCAUGAGCUAUGAUAUCGCUUUGCUUGAGAUCAAAGGACGCAUUCACUUUGAUGAUUUUAUUAAGCCUGUUUGCCUGCCUUACCCUGGUGAGAAGUUUCCACCCAAGACCAUGUGUGUUGUUGGUGGAUGGGGUCGUAUUGCUGAAAAAGGUCCACUUCCUUCAGUCCUUCAGGAGGUGCCACUUGAGCUGUUAGAGCAAAGCAAGUGCAAACAUGUCCUACAAACACUUAAACCAGGGCAGAAGACCUUCACAGUCUUGUGUGCUGGCCCAGAGAGAGGAGGCAGAGAUGCCUGCCAAGGAGAUUCUGGGGGUCCCCUCCUCUGCUCCAGAGCAGAUGGACACUGGGUGGCUGUGGGAGUCACAUCAUGGGGCAAGGGCUGUGGUCGAAGCUGGAAUAACAAUAAGAUCAAACCCUCGUCCAGAAGAGGCUCACCUGGAGUAUUCACUGAUGUCUUAAUGUUCCUGUCAUGGAUCAAGUCUAAUCUUAGGAAUGAACUCAACAUAGGUGUGGACAGGUCCCUGUGUAGUGUACCUGAUGGAGUUGUACCUGGAUGUGAAGGCAUCAUCAGAAAUCCAGCUCACCCAGGUCAAAGCUACAACAACAAUGAGGUGUGUCUGUGGUCUAUUCGAGUUACUGCUAGAGAACAAAUUCUGCUGGAGUUCCUGGAGUUUGACCUGGAGAAUGACACACAGUGCCACAGUGAUCAUCUGACUGUGUUUGUGGAUGAAGACAAGCAAAUAGGACAAUUCUGUGGUGGUCAAUCUCCAUCUCCAGUUCUUAUUGGUGGUUCCCACAGUAUCACAGUGCAGUUUGUUUCUGAUGCAAGCAGCACAGCUGCAGGAUUUGCCAUCCAAUUCAGUGGUGUUGACAAGGACUACCGUUUUGGGGUUGAAUGUGGAACAGUGGUGCUGUUACAGCCCAAGGGGGCUGUGAGGAGCCCCGCCUACCCGCAAGUCUACGGCAACAACACUCUUUGCCGCUGGGUCAUCUAUGCCCCAGAAGGCCACAUAGUCAAGCUUGACUUCAACGACUUUGAGCUUGAGGAGUCAGAGAACUGCAAAUAUGAUUCACUCACAGUGUUUGGAGACAUUGAUGGCAAGGAUGAAAUAGUGGUCGUAUGUGGCGGGAGCAUUCCUCCAGCUGUGCUCAGCUAUGGUCGCAUAAUGCUUCUACAGUUUAGCACAGACAACACCAUCUCCGCCCGUGGUUUCAACGCCUCCUUUUCUUCUAUCAGCGAAAAAUAUCUCAGAGAGACAGCGUAUGAAGAUCAAGGAGAGGAAGUAGAUGAUGACAGCAGAGUUAUCUCACCACAUUUUAAGGCUGCUCCGUGUGGAAUGCCAGACGCCUUUGCUGCCUCUGGAUUGGACGCCUCAAGGACAGCAGAGGAUGAUGGGAAACUGUCGUGGCACGUGAGAAUUGGUCUGGGUGCAGGUUAUGAAUGCUGUGGAGUGAUUAUCCAGCCACAAUGGAUCCUUACUGAUGCACACUGCGUCUAUAACCUGGAAGAACGGCAUUUGAGACUUAUAUCAGUGUCAACAGGAGGCUCAAACAAACAGAUCUGUGAUGUGAUUGGAGUACUGGCACACCCUCAUUACACCCCAUCCUCUCUCGACUACAAUGUGGCUUUGCUUAAGCUGAGCUCUCCAUUAAAUCUCAGCGAAAGUAUGCAGCCUAUCUAUCUACCCUCUGCUGGACAGGAAAUCCCUCCCUCCCUCCAUUGCUGGGCUCCGGCGUGGACCGGCCAAAUGUCAGGACAUGGGCAGUGCAAACCUGUACGGCUAAAAAUAUCUUUGCUGGAACGAGGGGUGUGUGAACAACACCACAGAAUUAGAUUGACACCUACAAUGCUAUGUGCUGGACUGAGCAGGGGAGAAUCAUGCAUGGCUCACUGGACCGCUGGACAUCUCGCUUGUCUAACAAACACAUCUGGUGUUGUUCUGAUGGGAGUAAAGAGUUGGGGAGAACCUUGCAGUGGAAUCCAGAUGCCGGCGGUAUAUUCUUUAGUACCGACCAUCAUGGACUGGAUCUCUCAGAAUUUGGACACAGAGUGA
Molecule: messenger RNA, 2733 nt
Organism: Labeo rohita (rohu)
Lineage: Eukaryota; Metazoa; Chordata; Actinopteri; Cypriniformes; Cyprinidae
Product: ovochymase-2-like
Exons: 17
Coding region: 436-2733 (765 amino acids)
Biological process (GO): acrosome reaction; proteolysis
Molecular function (GO): serine-type endopeptidase activity
Source: RefSeq, a predicted model, not a curated record